Messenger RNA from Anguilla rostrata (American eel), 2800 nucleotides. RefSeq names its product phosphorylase b kinase gamma catalytic chain, skeletal muscle/heart isoform-like. Bases 32 to 1216 code for a protein of 394 amino acids. Gene Ontology annotation, cellular component: phosphorylase kinase complex. Gene Ontology annotation, molecular function: ATP binding; phosphorylase kinase activity; calmodulin binding. The transcript is spliced from 9 exons. Gene Ontology annotation, biological process: glycogen biosynthetic process; protein phosphorylation. NCBI's taxonomy places the organism in Eukaryota, Metazoa, Chordata, Actinopteri, Anguilliformes, Anguillidae. The record is from RefSeq and is a predicted model, not a curated record.
CAUUUUUGGCCACGGAUAAGGCGCCUCAAACAUGACCAAAGAAGACGAGAUCCCCGACUGGGUGGGAGCGCAGGAGUUUUACGAUAAAUAUGAACCGAAGGAGAUUCUUGGAAGGGGCGUGAGCAGUGUGGUGCGUCGCUGUGUGCAUAAGCGCACCCAACAGGACUACGCGGUGAAGAUCAUCGACAUCACGCCCUCUGACAAAAUGACCCCGCAGGAGAUCCAGGAGAUCCAGGAGGCCACCGUGAAGGAGAUUGACAUCCUGAAGAAGGUCUACGGGCAGAACAACAUCAUUCAGCUGAAGGACUGCUUUGAGUCCAAGGCUUUCUUCUUCCUGGUGUUUGACCUGAUGAAGAGGGGGGAGCUGUUCGAUUACCUCACAGAGAUGGUCACGCUGAGCGAGAAGGAGACCAGGAAGAUCAUGCGGGCCCUGCUGGAGGUGGUCCAGUUCCUGCACUCCCAGAACAUCGUGCACCGGGACCUGAAACCGGAGAACAUCCUCCUGGAUGACGACAUGAACAUCAAGCUCACAGACUUCGGUUUCUCCGUCCAGAUUGAGCCAGGCCAGAAGCUCAACGAGGUAUGUGGGACCCCUGGAUACCUGGCUCCCGAAAUCAUACAGUGUUCCAUGGACCCCAACUGUCCAGGAUACGGGACCGCCGUCGACCUGUGGAGCUCGGGGGUGAUCAUGUACACCCUGCUGGCCGGCUCUCCGCCCUUCUGGCACCGGAAGCAGAUGCUGAUGCUGCGCAUGAUCCUGUCGGGGAGCUACCAGUUCUCCUCCCCGGAGUGGGACGACCGCUCCGACACAGUCAAAGACCUGAUCUCGCACAUGCUGGUGGUGGACCCCGAGAAACGCUUCACUGCCACAGACGCUCUGAAUCACCCCUUCUUCCAGCAGUACGUCGUGGCAGAAGUGCGUCACUUUAGCCCCUACAGGAAGUUCAAGGUCAUCUGCAUGACGGUGCUGGCGACCAUGCGGAUCUACUGCAACUACCGGCGCGCGAAGCCGGUGACGAAGGAGGUGAUCCAGAGCGACCCGUACGCCCUGAAGCCGCUGCGGAAGCUGAUCGACGGCUGCGCCUUCAAGAUCUACGGCCACUGGGUGAAGAAGGGCCAGGCGCAGAACCGCGCGGCGCUGUUCGAGAACACGCCCAAGGCCAUCCUACUGUCCAUCGCCAGCGAGGGCGAGGACGCGUCGCUGCGCAGCUGGUAAUGCGGGGGCGUGGGGGGGCCCGCCCGAAACUGCCCCAACCCCCCCCCCCCCCAGACCACCGGUCUCUGCAGCCGUGGGAGCCGUCUGCUGGGUCCUCCGAGUUCUGCUCUGAGGGAAUCGUCGUCGGCGAUUCGCUGAUUCGUCGCUAGGUGACCACAAUGAUAUGGAAUGUGAUGACACGUUUGCCUCUAUGACAUCAUGUCAUUGUGUGAUGUCAAAUGUUGAAUGUGCACGAGCGCACUGCCGUCUCCAAAAAAUGUUUUAAAUUUUCUAAUUGGAGUGUAGGGCAGAUUAGGUUAUUCAUCAGAGAAUAUUAAAACAUUUGUGGGCAGAAUUUUGUUAUUAGCACUGAUGUUUGGACAAAGUUUUGGGGAAUUUUUUUUUUGAAAAUUACAUGGCAAGAAAAGUAUCCAAGUAAAACAAUUUAUUUAAAAAAUUGAGGCUGAUUUGGUCAAAUUACACAAAGAUCUGGCCUUACAUUUCAGCUAUAGCUUACUGCCAAUUUUAUUUUCUGUCAUAAAAUAAAUCCAUUUUUUAAAUAAAGUGCUUUUAUUCUGUUCUUGGCUGAUGUAUAGUUGGCCAGUGUGCAGCAUCCUAUCGGAACAGGAGCAUCGUGUCUGAGUCCAUGCAGACAGGUGGUCCCCUAUGUACACAGCUGAUUAAGGGAGGUGUGGAAGAUGAACCGCUUUUCCACGGUCCCCACCCACUGAUCAAAAUGAAUGAAUGAAUCUCUUGGAAGGUGUUUGAUUGGCUGAAGUGAUGAUUACAUCAGUCAGUGCCAUGUGUAAUUGACCGAGCUAGUGCUUGCAUCACUACGCUCUUUUGAUUGGUCGAGUUGAUGUUGAUCUCUCAGCUCCUUGUUUGAUUGGCUUAGCCAAGUCACAUCCUUGUUGAUGUCCAACCAAACACCGUCCCUGGGUUUUCUCUCCCUGGAGAACUGUGAACCAGCAGAGGUCUUAAUUCAAAUUAGAGCACUUAUUUAAAAAAGCGAUUAAAUAUUUAAAUAUCAUCCCCACCCACUAGCGAUGUUAGAGCAGUUUACCAGACAUUAUUAUAAUUACUCUUAUGUAGAAUAAGUAUAUAUAUUCUUAUAUACUGCUUAUAUAAUUACUCUGAUAUCAUUGUUACUCCUUAUGAAAUGUUAUAUCACAUACAGUACAAUGUGCCCCUGUUUAAAAAUCAAAUUUAGUUAUUCUGAUUUUGUUAGUUAAAAUACAUCUGUUUAAAGAACACAAGCUCUUAAAGAAUUUUUUUAAAGCACAGCUGUCUACGUGCAGUUCUGUUUUGCUCAUGCAUGUAAUUAUAUUUAUGCUUUUAGUUUCUUUUUUUGCAGUGUUGGGAACUACUAAAAAAAACCCUGCAUACUUGAAAUUAUUUGCACAAGAACGUACAGUGCAUUAUUUAUUUUAGAAAUAUUGCAGUUUUAAGGUUUAGUUGCUAAAUGAGUCUCGGAUAGUUUGCAUUAAUGUGGAUGUGUUUCAGUUACUGUUGCAUCACUAAUUGCAUUAACUCCUCUAUGUAGAGAUGGGAAUAAAACCAUGUGUCCUGUAAUAAAAUACCUCAAAUAAAGGUAUCUGAACAACA